UUCCGGUCAUGCGCACGCUGCCGAUCCCGGAUCUUUAUGACCCGGACUUGGCAGCUAUGAAUGUGGUACCAUUGCAGAAGCAUUGCAAAGCAAGCUACAAGCAGAAUAACUCUACAACCAAUGCACUGAUGUUAAGAAGAUGUUUCAGAACACACACACACACAAUAAAACAGCAGUCUGGAGGAGCCCUCUGUUUUCUUUUAGGAGCAGCUGUCUUUGUUGCCACAGAAGAUGGUCACAGCAUCAAAUUAACUAGGAAAUCCAAUCAUCAGGCAAAGGAAUGGGAGGGUCUUAACAUCCCGGCUGGGACAGGAAGCUAGCUCACUGGUUUGUGGCUUUUAGUUGAUCCUAAUAAAGGUGGUAUUCUGUUUCUACUGCAGCUGCUAUAUUAUCCUUGAAUGAAUCUACAUGGCACAGCAUUGAAAACCAUGAUGUUUUGCAGGCAUGUCCACAGUCCGUUUUGGGGGCUUAAUCCAGCCCUCCGGUUGGUUUAACGUGGCCCCUGUGGCAGUUUAUUUCCUGGGGUAAAAUCCUGAAUAAAAUCUCAAUCCUAAAAAAAAGGUUAACAACUUUGGUUGGCCCUCACGGUCCUUCACUUCAUCAAAUCUGGCCCUCCUUGAAAAAAGUUUGGACGCCACUGGAUUCAUUCUGUUUGCUAACCACUUGGCAAUGUGACUCCCAGACCAUUUUGCUUUAAAUUAGCACACUUUGAUAUUUAUGUGCUACAGGGUUCCACUUACGCUCUGUGAAGAGCCCACAUGUUCUGGGGGGCCGUGAAAGAAGGCAAGUAGCAAGAAGUUGCUUGUGACAUGAAUGUCAAAGUAGCUGCACAAUUUGUACUUGAGGUUUCCAUUUGCAGUUUGAAAUGGCAUUUAAACAUCCUUGUUAAUGUAUUUAAUAAAUUACUCUGUACUACCGGUAUAUCAGCUGUAGGGAUCUCUUACCAGGAGUACCUAGCACACUGUACCAGUUUUGUUUUAAUCAAAAGAGACCUCUUUCUUUGAGGCUAUUGCUUAGGGACCUAGAAGUACCCAGAAGAGUUAUUUGAGGUACCAAGAGCAGAGCUUUUGGUACCGUAGUACCCAAGAAGAAUUCAUUGCACUCUUCACUUGCUGCAAUGCACAAAACCAUGAUCAGGUACCAUUCUUUUCCUUCCUUUCUUUUCUGCAGUUUCAGUAUUUCUAGAAACAAGUCAUUCAUGAAAUUGAGAAUAUAAGUACAGUGGUACCUCUAGUUACGAACUUAAUUCUUUCCUGGAGGUCCGUUCUUAACCUGAGACUGUUCUUAACUAGAGGCCUGCUUUUGCUAAUGGGGCCUCUUGCUGCCGCUGCGCCGCCGGCACACGAUUUCUGUUCUCAUCCUGGGACAAAGUUCUCAACUCAAGGUAACUCUUCCAGAUUAGCCGAGUUUGUAACCUGAAGCAUUUGUAACCUGAAGCAUUUGUAACUCGAGGUACCACUGUAAUCAACUUUAGAGCUGGAUUGUUAUUUAGAUUUAUUAGACAUGUUCUUGAAUAGCAAUUUGAAUUUGAAAAGUAAAGUGUUGGGAAGUUCUGUUUUAGUGGCAGUGCAACUAAUGAUUGCCCAUUUCAUGAAGGAUUUGGAGGGAGCUAUGAAAUAAUACUGGUAUUAAAAAGAUUUGGGCUACAGCUUUGUUUUGCAAUGACUCUUGUCGUUCAGUUCUCUGCUGGUGUUCUGCAGAAGCUUUCCUCCAGGUACACACUCACAGAAUACUCAAUGACCAAAUGCAGUGCUUUUUUUCUGGGAGGACACAGGGGUAUGCAUACCCCUAAACAUUUUGUGAAUCUUUGUACUUUUGUCCAUUUACUGCAGGGGUGGCCAACUCUCAAGAGACUGCGAUCUACUUUCAGAAUCAAAAACUGGCAGUGAUCUACUCCCAUUUUUUUUGGGGGGGGUGUUUCAGCUCAAAGCUGUUGAGCUUUUUUGGAAGGAAAGCCCCGGGUUUUUUGGGUUCAGCACAGAGAAAGCUCCGUCUUCCCUUCCAGAGAUCAAACAACAAUGAGCGCCAGGCGAGGGAGCGGGGCAGGAGUCAGUUUUAGCUAUGCUAAGGAAAGGGAGCCAGAUAUCGGCCGCGAUCUACCAAAACCUUGCGGGGAUCUACCAGUAGAUUGUGAUUGACCUGUUGGACAUCCCUGAUUUACUGUAUUUUUCUCCCCUGUUUUGAACCAUAAAAUGAUUAUUUUCUUGAGUCAAAAUGAGAGUACCCCUAAACAUUCUUCUUCUUCUUCUUCUUCUUCUUCUUCUUCUUCUUCUUCUUCUUCUUCUUCUUCUUCUUCUUCUGAAAAAAAACACUGACCAAAUGUUUGGCUACCAAAUGCUCCUUAAUAACUGGAAUUGCUAAUAACAGAAGACAAAAACAGUUGAUAGUUCUAAGAAGUUCAGAAGCUUCCUGAGGAGGUUCUGCUUACAAUGAUAUUUCCUUUGAGGUUGCUGAUGUUGCACAAUGUCUCGUUUUGUAGCAGAUGUCAUGGCUAUUAAUAGGUGUUCUUUUCCCCAUCCUUUGAAAGCACACAGUGAAUUAUUACAUUCAUACACAUUUCAAAAAUAUCCUGAUUCUAGUCUUAAAUUAUAACCACAAAGCAGUAUUUAACUUUGCACGUUUCCCUCUUAUUUUAAAUAGAGGAUUUCUCCAUGGCAUGUUGUUGUUAGUUUGGUGGGGAAUAGGCCGUAUACCAAGACCCUUAUAAUUCCUGGAUCCAGCAAGUGUUAAAACCUUUAAAAAAAAUUAAGGUUUUUUUUAAUUGAGAUUUUUCCACAAUACAGUAAAAUUUCCAAGCCAAGGGCCUGCUGGUUUCUCUUUAAGGUUUCCAGACUCAAAAGAGAGCAGGGCAAUUAAAUGCAGAGAAGUCCUGUCCUCUAUUGAGUCUGGCAACCCUGGUUGCAGCAGAGUUCCCUCCCCUCCUAGUAAGGAGGAAAGAGCGACCCGGAACCAAGAAGAAACAUCUCUUUUAAGGGUUUGCAUUUUGGCAUGGAGAAGGACAUCACCUCUACAAAUAGUGAGACAUUACAUCACACAAAAGGUGGGGUUACUGUGGCUCAGGCAGGCCAAGGUGUGAUAUUCCUGAGGAUUUAACAAGUUUUACAUAGUUCCAGACACAGUUUACACACAAAAAAAAGCAUUUGAUAAGAUAAUCAGGAUGCCUGUCAAACAUCCCUCAAAGCAGAGCAUCUGGGCAAACAAUGACAAUUAAUACAAAGGAGGUUCAUACUGUAGAUAUAAGAGGAAUCCCUUCAGGAACUUCUUUUGAUUGCCAUCUGCCUACAUGUUCUCAGGCAAGGGUUAUUAAGGAGGCAGAGGAAAUAUUUAGAGUCUUCUGGAGAGCCAAGAGGGUUUUUGGAUUGCUCUCCUGUACUAUAUUAGACAUGCAGUAUAUAUACUGUAUAUAUAUAUACAGUGGUAUCUCAGUUCUCGAACGUAAUCCAUUCUGGAAGACAGUUUGAGUUCCAAAACGUCUGAAAACCGAGGUGCAAUGGGCUGUAUUUGGAAAUUCAAUUGAGAAAAUUGAAAAGCACGCAGCGGAAGCCGUUCGACUUCUGAGGCACGUUCAAAAUAGGAAGCAUUUACUUCUGGGUUUUCAGUGUUCAAGUUCCAAAAUGUUUGUCAAUGGAGACGUUCGAGAACCAAGGUACCACUGCAUGUGUGUUUACCUUGCAAAUAUCAACAUUUAUUCUGUAUUUGAGACCUUAGAAUUCUUAUAACAACCACAUGACUGCCUUCGCACAUUCUUUUAAUGCACGUUGGGCCUCUGUGGCCAGGCCCUGAAAACAGCAGGAUGAGGAAGAAUCCUGCUUGUUCCUGUCUUCAGGAAUGUGGGUGCCAGCUGCCAGGCUCAGGUGUUAUUGUUAGGUGGCUACAGCUGUUGGACAGUAGGCAUUUUGCACAGGGCUUUGUAUCAUUACUUUGUUUAGCACUAACAAGUUGUUAUAGGUUUGGGGGAGGAUGCCCCUAAACCCUAGAAAUUAAUAAAUGGUCGGCUUUUGAUCAAUUUGGAUAUGGAUGAAAGUACUAGCUGCAGAACUGUGUCAGACAAGGAAUCCCUAGCUGGCCUAGUGAAGAGCAAAUAUGUUAACAUGACCAAAAGUGUUGAUGGGCCACCUGAGAGCAAUCCUUUGGUUCGAGGAGACAGAUGUUGCCAAGGUGAUGGGGUGUGUGUUGAGGUGACAGGAAAAAGGAGUCUGUAAGCAAGGGAUUCUGGGAAGGAGAAGCAGAGUCUGGGAUCCAUCUUGGGAAGGCUGGCUGGGAGAGAUGCCUUGGACUCCAUGGCUACACUGCUGUGGGGGACAAUCCUCUCUUGAAAUGACUGACCGUGCUGUAAGAGCUGGACUCCCUCCUUGCAGACCGAAGGUGUGAAUAGGUGAUUAAACCGUAUUUCUUAAAUCUACGACUGUAUCUGCCGUGUCUCAAUUCUCCAAAGGAGCACAGACCCCCACCUUUUUAGCCCAUAGAUGUUCUAGUUUGUUUCCCUCCUGUUUUAUUGUUUGCUAUAGACAGCAAUAAUGUGGUACCAUUGCAGAAGCAUUGCAAAGCAAACUACAAGCAGAAUAACUCUGCAACUAAUGCACUAAUGUUAAGAAGAUGUUUCAGAACACACACACAAUAAAACAGCAGUCUGGAGGAGCCCUCUGUUUUCUUUUAGGAGCAGCUGUCUUUGUUGCCACAGAAGAUGGUCACAGCAUCAAAUUAACUAAGAAAUCCAAUCAGCAGGCAAAGGAAUGGGAGGGUCUUAACAUCCAGGCUGGGACAGGAAGCUAGCUCACUGGUUUGUGGCUUUUAGUUGAUCCUAAUAAAGGUGGUAUUCUGUUUCUACUGCAGCUGCUAUAUUCUCCUCGAAUGAAUCCACAUGGCACAGCAUUGAAAACCAUGAUGUUUUGCAGGCAUGUCCACAGUCCAUUUUGGGGGCUUAAAUUAAAUUAAAUUAAAUUAGCACACUUUGAUAUUUAUAUGCUACAGGGUUCCACUUACGCUCUGUGAAGAGCCCACAUGUUCUGGGGGGGGGGGCGUGAAAGAAGGCAAGUAGCAAGAAGUUGCUUGUGACCUAAAUGUCAAAGUAUCUGCACAAUUUGUACUUGAGGUUUCCAUUUGCAGUUUGAAAUGGCAUUUAAACAUCCUUGUUAAUGUAUUUAAUAAAUUACUCUGUACUAUAUCAGCUGUAGGGAUCUCUUACCAGGAGUACCUAGCACACUGUACCAGUUUUGUUUUAAUCAAAAGAGACCUCUUUCUUUGAGGCUAUUGCUUAGGGACCUAGAAGUACCCAGAAGAGUAUUUCUUAAAUCUACGACCGUCUCUGCCGUGUCUCAAUUCUCCAAAGGAGCACAGACCCUGGGUGAGUGCCUGGAACCCCCUGGGCUCUUGCCACUGCUUGGCAGAGAGAGGGUAAAGCACAGAACUUUUGUAACAGUAUCAGUUCAGGAAAUAAUUUUGCAAUUUGAGGAGGUGGCUUACUCAACAAAAUCCUUAUCUGCACAGCAUUUCAUGCAACACUGAUAGCUGUUAAGUUCACAAACCACACAGAAGGAGGAGCCUCAGCUAAAGAUAUAAUGAAAACCCUUUAGCGUUUUGGAUCAGCUAAGCAUCUUAGUGAAAGGAAGAGGAACAGGGGAGGACAGGGAACCGGCCGAGUUUCUCCAUUUCGCACUCUUCAGUCGCAACACAAUGGCCCUCUUGUAUUUCAUCUUACUCAUGGCUUUCUCUGUCAUCGCUGGGAAACCGCAAUACUGGCUUACAAUAGCAGGUGAGGCUUUUGUUGUAAGGUGCCCUGUGCAUGACACUGUGGUCUGGCAGCGUGGUGAUACAACCAUCUCUACAGACAAAAGGGCCCGAAUACAUGCUUCAGGGAAUGAGCUUUGGUUUCUGCCCGCAUCCGUUGAGGACAAUGGAAAUUACACAUGCGUCCACCCUGAGUAUGCUCCUAAAACGAUGAUUGUCAUAAUAAAUCCAAAGAUAAAAGGCACUUGUUAUUAUGAAGAUGCUCUUUAUUUGGAAACAACUGGAAGCCCUGGAUCCGCUAAAAUAUUCUGCCCUUCUUAUAAUGACUAUGAGAAUGCAUCUGCUAUGAAGUGGUUCAAGGACUGUAAACGCCUUCGUGGAGCAAGGUACAAAGCGGUUAAAGAUGUCCUUUACAUUUCCGAUGCAACUGAAAGUGACAGUGGAUACUAUACUUGCCAGUUUACAUACAACCAUGGUGGAAGAGCAUUUCCAGUAACUGCAACAACGCCUUUUAGAAUUACAGAUUCUGUUUUACUGACAUCUCCUAAAGUUUUAUAUCCAAAGGAUGGUGACGUUAUAGAAGUAGAGAUUGGUUCUCCUGUGCAACUUUUAUGUAAGGCAUGGCUGGGCCACGGAAAGCAAGGCAUAGCCAUAAGCUUUUGGGAAGUCGAUGGCGCAAACGAUUCCAACCGCUUUGUUAAAUCCAAUAAAUCGUAUAUUGUACCUGGCAAAGGACAGUUUGCAGAGGCUGAAUUACGCAUUGCAGAAGUGAGGGAAGAAGACCUCAGUUUAACCUUUAGAUGUGUCCUGGCCAAUGAUCUGGAGUACAAAACAACAGAAGUGACUCUGGUGCCCAAAGGGGCAGGUGAAGGUCAGAAGAAUUUUAACCCUCUCUUUGUUCAACAACAGUCAAAUCUCAAAGCGUAAGAAUGACGUUCUUCCUAUCUUUCCCUCGGAACUCUCCCGCCAGAACUCUCUCACCAUCCCUGCUCUUGGCUUUCUUCAAGUGCUUCUAACUGCCUGGAACAAGGCCCAUGUCACUUGUUUGGCAGGGUACAGGGGUAUAUGUGUGCGCAGUCGCUGGGGCAGCUCAGGACAUGUUGACACCUGAAGCGAAUCAGAACAUGCAGCCAUCUUUGGCCUGGGAACUCUAGUUUGUGAAGGGUGUGUUUUAAAUAUACAAGGAGGAGUUGCUCCCCUCCUUUGCCUUCUUCCAUCUCUGCAGCCCCACCAGCAAUGAGCAGCAUCAGUGGCAAGCAAGCCCCCUGGCCAGCUCCGGGUGGGGUGUCUCCCUUUCCAGAUCUGCUGCUCCUCCCAGCUCCUCCCAGCUGUCCCAAGCUUGCCACCUGAGGCGACUGCCUCAGCAAGGCUAAUGGGUGGGUUGGCCCUGGUAGCAGCAGUGUGAGUGUGAGCUUCUGGUUUUGCAUUGCUGGAAUGUAUAAUAGACGGCGCAGUUCCAUUGCUCCACCCACCUUUGGCCUUUGGCCCCACCCAUUACUGGCAAUCAACCCCUGAAAGCUUGCCCACAAGACCACGGGGCCUUUGGGGCUGAAAAGCGGUUCCUCACCCCUGGACUAAAGAGCUGGGGAGGGGCUGCUGGAAUGCCCACUCUAAUAGACAUGUGCACACCAGCACAGUUUGUAAAAGGCCCAGUGUUUUACACUGCCCCCAACAGAGAUGGCCCCUGGUAAAUAGGGACUGUUGCAGCAUAUUGACCAUCUGUGCCUUAUAUACAGUGCCAACCCCAUUUUCCAAUCAUGUGCUGAGAUCCUGACCAUCAUUUCCUGGGGAUGAUUCACAGAGCCCUGCUGAUUUUACCUGCCGUAGCCUCAGAGCCACUGGAGCUCAUCAGGAUCGUAACCAGCAAGAAAAAAAAAAAUCUGAGCAGGACAAGGCUCUGCCAAUUUUGAAACAUGUGAUGCUCAUUUACGAGAUUCAUUUAAUAAAUCCGUUUAUUGGGGUACCGGUAUAUCCUAGGGACCUUCUUUGUCUGGUCUGAAAUAUAUGUAUAAGCAAUAAAUCUCCACCAGUCUCUUGCAAAUAUGUCUCUUGGUUCAUUUCCUCUAGCUAGACUUAGCCCUAGUACAUAAACUUGCAUGUAAACUAUCUGCCAAACCCUUUUAUGCCACACUAUUAAGAUCAUUCCAAAAAGUGGCAAUUACAUGUGCAAGCUACCUAUAAGUAUCUGUCUGAGGUUUGUCUAUCAAGUCCAUAUUAUCAGCUGAAAAUAAAUUUAGUAGAGCAAGCUUUGUGGUCUUCCUAAGGGAUGGUUUAGUAAUUUUACCCAUUUCGUUGAAAACUUGAUGCCAGAAUACUGAUAUAUUGGCACAUCUCCUCCACAUAUGUUUAUAGUUACCCCUAUCACUACACCCCCUCCAACAAGUUGCUGAAACAUUCCUAUAAAUGUAUGAUAAGUUUACCAGGGUAAGCCACCACUUUUGCAGUAUCUUCAAAUCCUUUAAUGCUAAUUGAGUGGGACCUCAGCAUGGCCAGUAGUCUGGAAUAGUGGAAGUUGCAAUCUAAGGGGCACCCUUUCCCUCCUUGCUCUUUGUCUGAUCAAAAUCAUGCUCUCCAAGUUCUCUUUGGCACCAGGAGAAGACAUACAGAUCUCACAUCGUCUCCCAACUGAUGAGAAAACCUUUUAAGUACAGUGGUACUUUGGUUUUCAAAUGCCUCUGUAGUUGAACGUUUUGGAACUCGAAUGCCAAAAACCUGGAAGUAAGUGCCUUGGUUUUCAAAUGCGCCUUGGAAGUCGAACAGGAAACGAGGCUUCCAUUUUGAGUUUUCCGUAUUGAGGCUUAUGCUUUGAGGCUUCCGCUUUUCGAACAUUUCGGAACUCGAACGGACUUCCGGAACGGAUUAUGUUUGAAAACCAAGGUACCACUGUACAGCCAAUUUAAGGAUGCCAAUCUAUUCUCUCUACCCUUAGGCUUCUUGCGUAGGCUACCUUAGUAGGAGUUCAUUUAUUGGCUGUAGAGAUGUUAAGAAUUCCAGUCUCCACAAAAAUGGCCUUGUCCCAAAAUGGCAUUUGAGACUUGAAGGGUUCGAUCCAUUCAGAGAUUUAUUAUUAAAUCCUUGAAUUUCACUUCAGAGACAAUAGAGAACUAGCAGUGAAGACACAGAAGCACUAGCAUGAUGUGGGUUUUUUGGGGGGUGGGGGGGACAAUCGCUGUAUGAAACAACUAUUCAACAAUCCAAUAUGACCCUACCCAGUCCGUACUUAGAAGAUCUUUCUCCGAAGCUCUGUUUUGAGUUGUCCACCAUCUUUGGGGCAGUGUUGCCAGAGUUAUGGAACUUCCUUCUUAAGGAGGUUUAACCUGCUCCUUCUCGGCCAGUGUCAGCUCUGAGGCACCAGGCAAAGAUGUCUCCCUGG
Messenger RNA from Zootoca vivipara (common lizard), 9100 nucleotides. The record is from RefSeq and is a predicted model, not a curated record. Lineage: Eukaryota; Metazoa; Chordata; Lepidosauria; Squamata; Lacertidae.